Molecule: messenger RNA, 3225 nt
Organism: Alexandromys fortis (reed vole)
Lineage: Eukaryota; Metazoa; Chordata; Mammalia; Rodentia; Cricetidae
Gene: Ptcra
Product: pre T cell antigen receptor alpha
Exons: 4
Coding region: 72-665 (197 amino acids)
Biological process (GO): negative regulation of thymocyte apoptotic process
Source: RefSeq, a predicted model, not a curated record
GUCUAGGCAGCCUCCUCCCCAAGCCCACACCUCAGGACUGCAGCUGAGUCAGGCCUCUUCUUGAGUGGGUCAUGGCUAGGAUAUGGUUGCUGCUUUUCCUGGUCCUCAGGGGUCAGACCCUGCCCACAGGCAUAGCUGGCAUCCCCUUUCCUUCUCUGGCUCCACCUAUCACCCUGCUGGUGGAUGGGAGGCAGCAGAUGCUGGUGGUCUGCUUGGUCCUUGAUGCGGCACCCCCUGGCCUUGACAGCCCUGUCUGGUUCUCAGCUGGCAACGGCACUGCACUAGAUGCCUUCACCUAUGGGCCCUCCCCAGCACCGGAUGGCACCUGGACCAGCCUAGCCCAGCUCUCCCUGCCCUCUGAAGAGCUGGAAGCCUGGGAGCCCUUGGUCUGCCAUGCCAGGCCUGGGGCGGGGGGCCAGAGCCGGAGCACGCUCCCCCUCCAGCUGUCAGCGGAAGCAUCCACAGGCAGGACCUGCUUUCAGGAACCUCUCAGGGGGACACCGGGUCAGGUACUGCGGCUGAGCGCUCUGCGACUGCUUCUCUUCAAGCUGCUUCUGCUGGACGUGCUUCUGACCUGCGGCCGCCUCUGUGUGCUGGCGGACCAGCUCCUACUGCCACCACGCCCACUCAAGUCCCUGCCUCCCACCCACCGAAUCCGGACGUAGUAAUGGGAGACUUGAAGGUUUGAUCUGAUCCAACCCUCUGAGGCUCUUUGCUGAGGCCAAGAUGGUGAUGCUGGACCCUUCUGCCACCUGGGGCAGGGGUACAAAGCCCAGGCUGCGAGGAGGCCAGCUUUGCCCGCAGCUCCUGUCCCCCCCCCCGCCCCCCUUUCUCAAGCUGCAGAAUUUUUUCCCCUGUAUGUGGUCUGCCUCUUCCUGUGAACAAGAUUAUCUGGGACUGGGCUCUGCCUCCCUUGUCAGCCUGAGGCUUUGGGAGGAAAAGGACUGUGUCUCUCUGGUGAGACAGGGAAGGAGGCGAGGGUAUGCCCCAGUGUGUAUGAUCGGGCACAAUACAGAAGGGUUAGAGACACUAACACACUGCACAGCCAUUCAUUUGUGCGCCUGCCAGAGAUAGUGUGCCCGAUAAAGAGGAAGCGGAGAUCUGGGAAGGCUCCAUGGAAGAAGAGUGGGAACCUAGCAAUUGCCUGGUGGGUCUGGGGACUGGGGAAGGGUUGCUGGGACUCUCCUUCCCCGACUAUCAAUCUCUCCGUUUCCUUACCCUGGCUCAGCCUCUCUGAGAGGGCAAAGUGGAGCCAGAGAGCCAGGGAGGUAAUGCUUGUGCAGACUUGAGGGAAGAGUGCAGAGCCAGGAUUCCCGGGCAUCAGGAUCACAUCCAGUGCUAGCGCAUAAGAUGGUAAUUGCAAACCUACACGCUAUUAAUUAAAGGUCAUUAUUCAUUUGAAAAAUAUUAACUCAGCAUCAGCUGGGGCCAGGUAGUAAAAAGGUUUGGUUUUGUUGAUUUUUCCUUGUUCCUAAAGAGAGUUCCUGCAUGGACAGAGAAUAAGGUUCCCACAGAGGAGAAGGCUUUAUUUCCAAUCACAUGUACUGUGUGUGUGAGUGAGUGUGUGAGUGUGUGUGUUUGCCCAUGCCCACGGAUGCCAGGGGCAGAGCUGUUAGAAAUGGCUGUGGGACACCUAAUGUGGCUGUUGGGUACCCAGCACGGGCUUCUGGGAGACCAGCUCCUCAUUCCUUGAGUCUUUCUUUCUUUCCCUUUCCCUUUCUGUUUUCUCUUUCUUUCUUUCUUUCUUUCUUUCUUUCUUUCUUUCUUUCUUUCUUUAUUCUUUUCUUUCUUUCUUUCGUUCUUUCUUUCUCUCUUUCUUUCCUUCCACUUCUGCUUCUUCAAGAUAGAGUCUUGGGUGCUGGAGAGAGGGUUCAGAGGUUAAGAGCACUGGUUGCUCUUCCAGAAGACUGCAGGUUCAAUUCCCAGCACCCACAUGGCAGUUCACAGCUGUCUGUAACUACGGUUCCAGGGGAUCUGGCAUCUUCACAGACACACAUGUAGGCAAAACACCAAUAUACAUUUUUGUUUUGUUUUGUUUUUAAAGAAUCUUACUGCAUAGCCCAGGCUGGCCUCAAACUCAUAGAGAGAGAUACUCUUGCCUUUGCCUCCUGCGUGCUGGGAUUUUUAAAAAUUUUAUUAACUUAUGUAUACAGUAUUCUGCCUGCAUGUGUGCCUGCACAGCAGAAGUGGGCUCCAUAUCGCAUCACAGAUGGCUGUGAGCCACAAUGUGAUUGCUGGGAAUCGAACUCAAGAUCUCUGGAAGAGCAGGCAGUGCUCUUAACCUCUGAGCCAUCUCUCCAGCCCUGAGUGCUUAGAUUAAAAGCAAUCCUGCUACCUACCCAGCCCUAAGGCUCUUUCUUAAUCAAUUCUACUAUCUAUAAUGAGACAGGGUCUCUCAGUUGAACUCUGAAUUCUUAACUAAAUCUAGAGCUCACAGAUAAUGACUAGUCAGGCUCGUCAGCGAGUUCUGGGGAUCCUGUCUCCAGACGACACUGGAACUGCUAGUGGGCUCCGAGGAUUUGUGAUUGUGUGGUGAGAACGUUAACCUCUGGAGGAGGAAGAUAACAGGAGGAUCACUCUGCCAUCAAACAAAUAGAUUCUGGUCGAAGAAGUCACUAAUUCUAGUUUGCUUACGGACAAAUACAAGGUUAGUGUGUAUCAGGGCUGUUAUGAGUUCCUAAGUACGCGUUAGAGAGAGUGACUGCAAUAACAUUUAAGAGCGGGUGUUUAGUGAAGGUUUGCAAAGAAAACCAUGAAUUAAGAGGGUUGACGAAUUGCCUUAACAGGUAAAAGUGGUACCCAUCGAGUCUAAGGGCAAGAGUUUGAUGCCCACGCCCAACAUGAUAGAAGUAAGCAACUGAUUUUAGUUGUUCCCUAACGCAAAAUAGAUUUUAAAAAUACUUUUUAUACCUUCAAGUAGAAAAGCAUGAGGCCCGGUGUGGAGGCGCACGCCAGAGGCAGGUGGAGCUAAGAAUUUGAGGCCAGCCAGGUCUACAGAGUGAAGUUCCAGGGCAGCCAAGGCUAUAUGCAACAGAGAAACCCUGUCUCGCAAAACAAACAACACCCCCCUCCAAAAAAAAAAAAAACCAAAAAACUAUGAAAGAUAUUCCGCUCCUUGUUAUACAGGCCUACAGAGCCAAACCCGGUUCAUCUACUCUGGAGGAUGGGAUGCUCCAGCCUCUCCAAGCCUCCGUUAGAAAGCGGGGAGCUCGCAAUAGGUCGCCA